UAUGCAAAGCGGGCUCUUUUUCAUUUCUUACGUCAAUUACUAUGGGUCAACGGAUGGUGUGGGUAGUAGUUAGUAGUGGUUGGACGACACUAUCAGAAAUAGCGUAUGCAUCUAUUUAACCCUCAUAUAUAGUUCGAAACCGAGCCAAAGAGAUUGGCGAAUUACUCAAUGAUACCGACAAAAUCCGUACGGAACGGAAAAAGGCACGCGUCAACCGUAACAAGUACCAAGGCGUUGGCUCAGAGACCGUGAUGAUGGGUGGUGGUGGUGGCGGCGGCGGUAGCAUGGGUGGCGGUUCGCGUUUCGGUGGAUUCGGUAGUGAUAGCGUUGUUGGCAGUGGCAGCUUUGGAUUCAGCAGCACCAGUGGCAUUGGUGGUAUCAGUGCCAGUGCCAGCAGUGGAUAUUAUGAUGAGGAUGAACGAUCCAGCAACCGAUACGAGAGUAGCAAGUAUGAUGACUUUGAUGACCUUCCAUCCGGUAGUGGAGCGAGCAGCACAAGUCGUUCGUCGCCUUCGGCAGCAGCUGCUAAGGCUACAUCGUCGGCAGCGGCUAAAAAGGAAGUCAAUUUGUUUGAUUUUGAUGAUGAGCCCAAGGCUUCUUCUUCUUCUUCGGGUGCAGGAGCAAAGGAAGAUGAUUGGGGAGAUUUUGCUUCGGGAAGUGCUGCAGCCACCACAAGUGCAAAUGGUAAACGAGAAUCUAUAUGGGGGAAAUUUGGGAUUAAGAAAGAAGAAGAAGCUAAUACACACGCUUUUAUUCCUAGAUGACUUUGACGACUUUCAGUCAGCACCACCAGCAACAACAACAACAACAACAACGACGACGACAUCGACCCAUAAGCCAAAGACUACCAAUGACUUAUUUGAUCUCUUAGGCAACGAUGUAUUCGGCUCGCCAGCAUCGACGCCAUCAGCAACAGCCCCUCCUCCUCCUCUUGCUGUUGCUGCUGCUGUGCCUUCGCCCACGUCCAUGUCGCGUCCACUUUCACCUUCCAGCAACAACAACAACAGCCGACCUGCAUCGAUGCAAAGCUUUGCCCCUGUCACCCCCAUUUCUACUACGACGACCACUACAAACAACAACAACAACAAUACAUCAGGAACGUCAACACCCACGGGUACGGCUAACACGUCGUCGCAAUUGCCUAGCGGUAUGUGGUCACAAGCAUCAGCAUUUGUGUCGUUGGAUUCGCUCGGCAAGGCCAGCGGACCCGCCAAGCCUUCGGUCGGUCCUUCGAUGAACUCUAUGAAGACGUCGAGUGCCAAUGCUGGCUGGCAAGCAUGGGCAUCCUCGAACCAGCCUGCUACACCUACGUCUGGCGCCCACAAGCAACAGCAACAACAGUCGCCUUUUGAUGAUCUCUUGGGCUAAAUUAUAUAUAUAAUCUCUUUUUCUUUAUUAAUCCUUCUAGAACAACCCUCUUUUUUUUUAUCCCUUCACCCCCACUGUCUGCCACACACACACACACAACAACAACAGCAACAACAAAAUUCCCUUUCUCUUUCUAACGUUUUCUACUUUCUUCCAAAAAUGCUCAAAAGACACAUUAAAAAGAAAAAGAAAUCUUUGUAUAUCCCUUAAAAAACAACCCUUUAUCUACACACACAAAAUUCAGAGAAAGUUGUUAAUUCGCAAGGUUUCCUUUUUUUUUUUUAUAAUCAAGCUUAGGAAAGAAAAGAGUGCGAUACAAUGGGGUUGGUAAUAAGAAAAAAGGUAUGCAAUAACAGGAGUGCGCU
Zychaea mexicana is the source of this 1733-nucleotide messenger RNA. RefSeq lists its product as uncharacterized. NCBI's taxonomy places the organism in Eukaryota, Fungi, Mucoromycota, Mucoromycetes, Mucorales, Lichtheimiaceae. The record is from RefSeq and is a predicted model, not a curated record. The coding region runs from base 406 to 1368 and encodes 320 amino acids. The transcript has a single exon.